Messenger RNA from Prunus armeniaca (apricot), 1062 nucleotides. NCBI's taxonomy places the organism in Eukaryota, Viridiplantae, Streptophyta, Magnoliopsida, Rosales, Rosaceae. The record is from the annotation of a GenBank genome assembly.
AUGUUUUCCUCUCCAAAAACAUGUUUUCCGGACCCCCUAUCUUCCUUAUGUGCAACACAAGCUCCAGAAUUGUAUAAUCUCGACCUUUCUGAGAACCUACUGUCAGGGGAGCUUCCUGAUUGUUGGAUGCAAUAUCAAGCAUUACACUCACUGAAUUUGGCAAAGAAUAAUUUCUCCGGAAAAGUACCGAGCUCAUUAGGGCAGUUAACGUAUGUUGUGUUGUUACGCUUGCAUGAUAACAAUCUUUCAGGAGAACUGCCUCCUUCUUUAAAGAACUGUACAGAAUUAAGGGUUGUUGACCUUGGAGCCAAUAAAUUAUCUGGAAACAUACCAGCAUGGAUAGGCCCCAGCCUAACAAACUUGCUGGUUCUACGCUUACGGUCUAAUGAGUUCUAUGGAAGCAUACCCUUGAGUCUAUGUAGUCUUCCCGCUCUUCAUGUUUUAGACCUCUCUCAGAAUAAUAUAUCUGGAGCCUUGCCACAUUGCCUUCCUAAUAUAACAGCUUUGUCUUCUGUGUCUACGAAGGUGGAGGACAAUUGGAUUCUUGGAUUUGUGCAACUGGUGUGGAAAGGGAUAGAGAUUGAAUUUGGAGAAAAUCUUAAGCAUUUGAGAAGCAUCGACAUCUCAAACAAUAACUUAAAUGGGGACAUUCCACAAAGGGUGCUUCCCAGCAACUUUGGUCAGUUGGAGAUGUUAGAAUCUCUUGAUUUGUCAAGAAACCAGAUAUCUGGUAGAAUCCCUCCAAAAAGAAUUCCACUAAGCACCCAACUUCAAACUUUUAAUGCUUCUGCAUUUAUGGGAAAUCUUGGACUCUGCGGGCCACCACUCACGCAAGAAUGCCCAGGGGAUGGAGCAACUCAAGAUCCUGCAGUCCCCAAUGGAGAUGGAGGUGAUCAGACCAAACAAGAAGAUGAUGGUCUCAUAAGCUUCGGAUUUUAUGUCAGCAUGGUGCUUGGAUUGAUCAUAGGAUUCUGGGGAGCCUGUGGUACUUUACUGCUUAAGAGUUCUUGGAGAUACGCCUAUUUCCGUUACCCGGAUAAUAUAAAAGAUCGGAUUAUGUGA